UUAAUAUUUUCCAAACCUACCAAAACAAAGCAUAUCAUAAGAAUCUCCCCAUCUAACCUCGAUUUCCACCGCAUCUUCAAACUUCAAACAAACAACCAAACAACAAUAAACCAAAAAUCCUAUUCUUCUAAACAACCCCUUUUCAUAACCAAACCAAUUUACAAUUCAAAACUUGUAAUUAUGUAUUCGCUUAAAUCGGUGUUGAUUUUGUUAAUCUCUCUAACAAUAUCAUCAUCAUUAUCAUCAUGUACCUUAAUCGAACCAAAAAAUUUAUCAGCAUACGAUCUUCUAAUGGAAUACGGUUUCCCAAUGGGUCUUCUUCCAAAAGGAGCAAUUGGGUAUUCCCUUAACAGAGAAACAGGUCAAUUUUCUGUGUAUUUCGAGAAAACUUGUAGCUUUGUUAUUGAGAGUUAUACACUUAGUUACAAAUCUACUAUCAGUGGUGUGAUUUCGCAGAAUAGACUUUAUAAACUGAAGGGUGUUUCCGUCAGGAUUUUGCUUUUGUGGUUGAAUAUUGUUGAGGUUUCUCGUAAGGGUAAUGAUAUUGAUUUUUCUGUUGGGAUUACUUCUGCUGGUUUUGGAGUUGAGAAUUUCCUUGAAUGCCCUCAGUGUGGUUGUGGGUUUGAUUGCAAUAAUAUUCUGAGGUUAAACGGUGAUGUUCAAGUUUCUUCAAUUUAGGUUUUAUUGUAUUUUAUUGUAUCAUUCAAUUUCGGAAUGGAUUAUUGAACGAACUUUUCUGUUGAAGAUUUUAGAUCUAUAUCUAUUUAUCUUCUUUGUUUUAUGCUUUUUGGAAUUGAAAUUCAGUAAUAAUAAUAGGUGAAUUUUUUGAGGGUGUAUUUUGUUUUCUCUCACGUGAAUUAAAGAUCCAAACUGGGGUUAGUGUAACUUGCAUCAUUCUAUUGUCUUGCCCUGCCGUGGGCAUGUCGUUUUUUGUUUAUCUCUUUUAGUUUUAUGUCUUUUUAGGUUCAUAAAGGAAGUAUGUACUUCAUUAAUAUUAAUGAUUGCUGCUGUUAUUAUCAUGAAACAGCUUAUGAAUUUUGCUGCAAGUCAGGUUGUCUAGUUGGUAAGGAGUUGACUCAUACUUUGUAAGAGUGUGUGUUCAACUUCUGUUGCAGGCGUAAGAACUUUGUUGCUAGGUUUUAUGUAAGUACUCUCUGAGUCUCGUCGUCGUAUGAACCUUGUAUGUACUUUUUAUCUGAUAUUUAUCAAUAGUAUAAGUGAUGACGAAUCUAUUGAA
Messenger RNA from Medicago truncatula (barrel medic), 1237 nucleotides. RefSeq lists its product as uncharacterized. Lineage: Eukaryota; Viridiplantae; Streptophyta; Magnoliopsida; Fabales; Fabaceae. The record is from RefSeq and is a predicted model, not a curated record. The transcript has a single exon. The coding region runs from base 181 to 678 and encodes 165 amino acids.